AUGAUGACUAUUGCAAUGCAGGUGAGCUGAGAGCAUUUUUUGGAGCAUUUUGGGCUCUAUCUCAAUAUAAGGGUCCCAAAAAAAAAAAAAAAAGGGUCCGUGAUUUUUUUCAUAGGUCUGAUUUAUUUGAUUUUUGGAGGAAAAAAUGUGUUUUUAUGGACCCUCAAAAAAAAUAACGGACCCAUAUAUUUUUUUGGGACCCUUGAACAAAAUUACGGACCCCUGUAUUUUUUACGGAUCCUUAAAUUUCCAUGGGACCCUUAUAUUGCGAUAGAGCCGCAUUUUGAGACCGAAUAAGUUAUGACGUGGAUUUUAUUUUUUGUUUUUCUUACAGAAACCAGCCAAAAAUUCGACAUCAUCACCCAGCAAAUCAAGCGGUUAUGCAGAGAGUUCGGCGAACUCGGAUGAUUUGAUUGUUUCGAUGCCCGAACAAACUCUGGUUGAAUGUUUUGGCAAUUUGGCAAUCUCCAAACGAUUGCCGCAUUUGAGACCGCCAGCCGCGUUUUGUGAGUUUGGGAAUUUUGUAUGGGAAAUGUGGGUUUUUCAAUUUUCAGCCAGAAACCUCAAUUUUCAGCUGAAAAACCCAAUUUUCAGCCAUUUUCUAGCUGAAACUCGAUUUUCAAACAUUCUAGUGCUGAUAUCCAUGAUUUUCAGUCAAUUUUCAGCUAGAAAACCUCAAUUUUGAGUUAGAAACCUCGAUUUGGAUUUUUUUUACCUGAAAUUCGAAUUUUGAAUGGAAAAAGUGGGUUUUUCGACCUGAAAUUUGAUUUUUUAAUGGAAAAUUUGACAUUUUUUGAGCUGAAAUUUGAUUUUUUCUCUAGAAAAUCUGAUUUUGGAGACCUGAAAAUGAAUUUUUCCCAAAAAAAAUCCGGUUUUUUGAGCUGAAACUCGAUUUUUCCCUGGAAAAUUUGAUUUUGGAGACCUGAAAUUCGAUUUUUGAAUGGAAAUUCUGAUAUUUUUUGAGCUGAAAUUGUAUUUUUCUUUGGAAAAUCUGAUAGUUUUUGAGCUGAAAUUCGAUUUUUCUCUGGAAAAUUUGACAUUUUUGAGCUGAAACUCGAUUUUUCUCUGGAAAAUUUGACAUUUUUGAGCUGAAACUCGAUUUUUCCCUAGAAAAUCUGAUUUUGGCAAACUGAAAUUCAAAUUUUGAAUGGGAAAUAUGGGUUUUUCCACCUGUAAUCAGAUUUUUCUCUGGAAAAUCUGAUAUUUUUUGACCAGAAAUUGAAUUUCUCACAAGAAAAUCUGAUAUUUUUUGAGCUGAAAUUCAAAAUUUGAAUGAAAAAUCUGACAUUUUUUGAGCUGAAAUCUGAUUUUUCCCGAACAAAAUCCGAUUUUUUGACCUGAAAUUGGCCAAAAUUCAAUUUUCCCAUCUUUUUUCCAGGUCUUCCGUUUGUUUCGAUGAAUAAUGAUGCAGUUAGUGGACACGCUUUGAAGCAUUUCACAUUGACGUGAGUUGAGGCCCGAAAAUCCAGGCCGGAACUAGGCCUGACUCCUAUAAUCAGGCCAAGUUUAGGCCUGAUUUUCGGGGAUAAAUCAGGCCGAAGCCUAGGCCUUUUCUUAAUCCAAUUCUUUUCCAGUUCACUGUUCGAUUCUCUUCAUCCAUAUGUUCGUAUGCCAGUUUUGCAUCGUCGCGAUAUUUCGUCGGCAAUGAAUGUUUAUUGGCUGAAAAAUUGUCUGGAACCGGAUCAACUCGAUUUGGUGCAUCGAUUUGCUCUCGAGAUGCAAAUUCAUUUGAGCCAAUGUUUUGGAUGUCGAGUUGUAUUGGAUGUGAGUUGGUUUUUUGCUUUUUGAAACGAAAAAAAUCUGGUUUUCCACGUGGAAUUUCGGGAUUUCAAGGUCCAGAACCUGAAAAUCAUAAAAAUCACGAAAAUUUAGUCUUAAAUCUUGAAAUUCUGAAAUUCCACGUGGAAAACCAGGUUUUCCAGGCCUACCAUCAAAUGUUUAUGAUUUUUCAGCUUUUUCCUGAAAUUCCACGUGGAAAAUCAGAGGAUUUCAAGGUCCAGAAGCUGAAAAGGCAUGAAAAGUUGAUUUUCCACGUGGAAUUUGAGGAUUUUAAGGUCCAGAAGCUGAAAAAUCAUAAAAAUUUGAUGGUAGCUCGGGAAAAUCUGAAUUUCAAGGUCCAGAAGCAGAAAAUCUGGUUUUCCACGUGGAAUUUCAGGAUUUCAAGGUCCAGAAGCUGAAAAAUCAUAAAAAUGUGAUUUUCCACGUGGAAUUUCAGAAUUUCAAGAUCCAGAAGCUGAAAAAUCAUGAAAAUUUGAUUUUCCACAUGGAAUUUCAGGAUUUUAAGGUCCAGAAGCUGAAAAAUCUGAUUUUCCACGUGGAAUUUCGUGGAUUUCAUGGUCCAGAAGAUGAAAAAUCUUAAAAAUUUGAUUUUCCACGUGGAAUGAACAUAGACCUGAAAAUCUGAGAUCUAGGAUCAAAAAUUCAAAAAAAGUUUUAUUUUUUAAUUUGAUUUUCCACGUGGAAUUUCAGGAUUUCAAAAUCCAAGACUAAAUUUUCUUGAUUUUUGUGAUUUUUCAGCUUCUGGACCUUGAAAUCCCGAAUUUCCACGUGGAAAAUCGAAUUUUCAUGAUUUUUCAGCGUCUGGACCUCGAAAUUCUGAAAUUCCACGUGGAAAACCAGAAUUUUUAUGAUUUUUCAGCUUCUGGACUUUGAAAUUCUGAAAUUCCACGUGGAAAACCAGAGGAUUUCGUGGUCCAGAAGCUGAAAAAUCAUAAAAAUUUGAUUUUCCACGUGGAAUUUCGUGGAUUUCAAGGACCAGAAGCUGAAAAAUCUCGAAAAUUUGAUCCUAGGCUUGGAAAAAAAAGUCAAAAAAUUAAAAUUUCACAAUUUGAGGCCAAAAAUCAUGAAAAUCUCGAAAAUAUUUCACUUGAAAGUGACUUUUUCAUUUCAAUUUUACAAAUCUCUCUUCAGAUCUACGGUUCAACUCGAAAUGGUUUCGGAACACGAAUGUGUGACGUGGAUAUGUCCCUCUCAUUCUAUCCAUCUCCCCCAAUUUGGGCAACAAAUUCGGAUCGUGUAAUGCGUGCCGUCGCCAAAGCGCUCGUCGAUUUCCCAAAAGCCAUUGAUGAACGAUAUGUGAAUGCAAAAGUGCCGAUUGUUCGAUUCCGAAGUUUUGACAUGGAUAUGGAGGCGGAUAUAAGUUAUAAGAAUGAUUUGGCAUUGCACAACACACAAUUGUUGCAACAAUAUUGUAAAUGGGAUCCCGAUCGAUUGCCGACACUUGGUGUUUGGAUUAAGGCUGUGAGUUUUGGCGGGAUUUUUGGGGGGAAAAUGCGCUAAAAAUGAGCCUAAACAUGCCUAAAUAACCCUAAUUACCUUAAAACUGCAUUAAAUUCAUAUUUGAGCCUGAAAUUCAAGUCUGAAAUUAUAGCUUUAAGGGAAAUUCUGGAUUUUGAGCCUAAAUCUCAGAAGCCUAAAAUUGAAGCCUGAAUUUAAGGCCUCAAAUUAGAGUCUGAAGGAAAAUUCUGGAUUUUGAGCCUGAAAUUCAAUCCUAAAAUUAAAGCCUGAAUUUCAAGCCUGAAUUUAUAGUCUGAAGGAAAAUUAAAGCCUGAAUUUAAAGGCUGAAAUUAUAGUCUAAAAUUAAAGCCUGAAUUUUUUUGAGCCUAAAAUUAAAGCCUGAAUUUUGAGCCUAAAAGUACAUCCUAAAUUAAAAGCCUGAAAUUAUAGCUUUAAGGAAAAUCCUGGAUUUUGAGCAUGAAAGUACAGCCUAAAUUUAAAGCCUGAAGGAAAAUCCUGAAAUUCAAGCCAAAAUCAAAUCCUGAAUUUUAAAGCCUGAAAUUAUAGCUUUAAGGAAAAUCCUGGAUUUCAAGCCUGAAACUAAGGCCUGAAUUUUGAGCCUAAAGUUCAAGCCCGGAGCCCGGAAUCAAAUCCAGAAUUUUGAGCCUAAAAUUAAAUGCGCUAAAAAUGAACCUAAACAUGCCUAGGAAAAUCCUGAAAUUCGAUCCUAAAAUUAAGGCCUGAAUUUUGAGCCUAAAGUUCAAGCCUAUAAUUAAAGCCUGAAAUUCAAGCCCAAAAUCAAAUCCAGAAUUAUGAGCCUAAAAUUAAGGCCUGAAUUUUGAGCCUAAAGUUCAAGCCCGGAUUAAAGCCCAAAAUCAAAUCCAGAAUUAUGAGCCUAAAAUUAAGGCCUGAAAUUGAAGCCUAAAUCUCAGAAGCCUGAAAUUAAACCUUACCCUAAGAAGCCCUUAAGAACCUCUCUUUUUUCCAGUGGGCAAAACGUUGUGGCGUUGGCGAAGCGUCAAAAGGUUCACUCUCCUCAUACGCCUGGAUCGUUAUGCUCAUCCACUAUUUGCAACAAAUUGAACCCUACCCGGUUUUGCCGUGUCUGCAAGAAAUGAGUCGAGAAAAAUCGGAUAAUGUAUAUGUGCAGGGAUAUAAUGUGUACUAUUGGAAGUUUGUUGAUGUGAGUUUGGGGGGCCGGGGGCUUUUUGGGCCUAGAAAAUCUGGAAAAUUUUGUUACUCAAUUUUUUUUCACUGAAAAACCGCAAAAAAUUCUUUUAAAAUUGGAAUUUGGUAACUUAUCGUAACUCCAAUUAAUCUCUAUAUCUAUCAAAAAAUAAAUUAAUCAGGAUUUAAUCAAAAUUUUCUUUAAAAAUGUCAAAAUUUACCAUUUUUAGUGAUUUUUUACGAAUUCUUUUACGAUUUUUAAGCCUGGAGCUUUUUUGGCCCCCAGAAAAUCUGAAAAAAUCGCUCAAUAUUUCCAGCCAACCAAAAGUCGUCACUGCAAUAAAUCGGUGCUCGAUUUGUUCGUCGGCUUCUUGGACUACUACAGCACCUAUUUCGACUAUGAGCAACACGUUGUUCAGAUGGUUUCGCGAAAAAUCGAGGCGAAACCGGAUCGCUGGUCGAAAUAUCCAAUGUGUAUUGCGGAUCCGUUUGAGACGGAUCACAAUUUGGCGCAAGGUGUUGAUUAUCAAAGUGAGUUUUGGGUUUUGGGUGGAUUUUGAGCUAAAAAUUGUGAAAAUUGUGGAAUUUUGAGCCAAAAAUUGUGAAAAUUAAUGAAUUUUGAGCUAAAAAUUGUGAAAAUUGAUGAAUUUUGAGCUAAAAAUUGAUGAAUUUUGAGCCAAAAUUCACAAAAAUUGAGAAAAUUUCACCCAAAAACCCCCUGGUUUUGCAGUGUUUGACUACAUUCGAAGUUGUAUGGAGCACUCGAAAUCCGUGUUUCAAAAUCGUCAUCUUCGCGCCGAGUUUCUUUUGGGAUACGGUAGUGACGUGGAUGAGUACGAUAUGAUGAGUGGACAAGAAAUGGAUAUGGAGAUGGCUAGCCAAUUUGGGGUAUGUUGUUUUGGUGACGCAAUUUUUGGAGGCUUGGGAAGUUGCUGACGCGUUUCUGGUAGCUCAGGGAGUUGCUGACGCGUUUCUGGUAGCUCAGGGAGUUUGCUGACGCGUUUUUGGAAGCUUGAGAAAUUGCUGACGUCUUUUCAGUACCACAUUUAGCUGCUGACGCAUUUUUCCCUCAAAAUCCAUUUUUGCAGGAAUUCCUUCUUCACAAAUGCAUAAUGAUCAAACAAGCGCCACAUCGACAAUUCCGCGACAGAAGUAUGAGUCAAUCAACAUCCACUUCAAACACCUCCAUCAGCUCAUAG
Molecule: messenger RNA, 5582 nt
Organism: Caenorhabditis angaria
Lineage: Eukaryota; Metazoa; Nematoda; Chromadorea; Rhabditida; Rhabditidae
Source: the annotation of a GenBank genome assembly